GAAGCAGCAAAAAAGUCAUCCUAAAAGUCUAUCUAGAUAAUGUCAGAAGCACUUAUCGGAUGAUUUUAGUUUGCACUAUAGUAACUCAAUUGAAAUUUAACUCUAUGUACAAUAUUGGAAAAAAUCAACUCAAUCACAUUCGAAUCAACAUAUCCCAACGAUUAGGUUGAGGUGGGCUUAAGCGGAAGUUGCCCAAAAUACAUGCAAUGUUAAUUAGCUCGAUGAUAAAAGAACGGCUUCAAAAUAAGUAGAGAAAGCAUUGUGGCUAGCCAAAAUAUUGCGUUUGAGAACGCACUUCAUAAUACUUUGUAAGAACAUUCAAAUCCCACGUAGAUACCCUACUCCAAAACUGGUGACAGCAAUACCGCUCAUUCCCAUCCUUCUUCGUUCUCCCAUGGCAUCUCAUUCUCUUCGUCGCAAAACCUCCUUACCUCCAUCAUCAUCGUCAUCUUCGUCACCUUCUCUUCCAUGGAUUUCCCCUCUCCAAUACCUUAAACCCACCUCCCAGCAUCCAUCUUUGCCGCCGCCGUCGCCGAAUUCGGCAGACUCGGCCACCAGAGUCCGCCGCUCUCGCUUUAUUUCACACGCCGACGCCGUCCGCCUAAUCACCCGGCAACCCGAUCCCCAGCAGUCACUUGACCUCUUCAACUCCAUCGCCGCCCAAUCAGGCUUCUCCCACAACCACUCCACUUACGCCGCCCUCCUCGUCCGUCUCGCUCGCGCUCGCCUCUUCCCCGCCGUCGACGCCGUUCUCCGUCGAGCCGCCUCCGAACCCUGUCGAUUCCAUGAAUCCCUCCUCAUCUCUCUCAUGCCCAUGUUCUCCCGCUCCUCUCUUCAUGAAAAAAUACUCGAAGCCUUCCACCUCAUUCUCCCCAUCACUCGCACGAAGCCAUCUAAUAAAGCUCUUAGCACCUGCCUCAACCUCCUGGUCGAAGCAGGCCGCAUUGAUCUCAUAGAAAAACUCCUUUUUGAUGCCAAAACCAAGUUAAUGCUAGAGCUCAAUACUUGCACGCUUAACAUCCUCGUUAAGCUCCAUUGCCGUGCGGGUGACCUCGCCUCUGCCUUCCAUUUGAUCGAAGAAAUGCGUCAAUCGAAGUCCUCUACCCCCAAUUUGAUAACUUACUCUACGCUGAUCGGUGGGUUAUGCUCUGAGGGACGUCUCAAGGAUGCCUUCCAACUGUUCGAGGAAAUGAUUGAGAAAGACCACAUCGUGCCUGAUCCACUUACAUAUAAUUUGUUGAUUCAUGGGUUUUGCCGGCACGAAAGUGUGGAGAAGGCGAGGACAAUAUUGGGUUUCAUGAGGAACAAUAACUGUGAGCCAAAUAACUUCAAUUACUCCACGCUGAUGAAUGGUUUCUGCAGGGAAGGAAGGCUGGAGGAGGCAAAACAAGUUUUUAAUGAGAUGCAGAGUGUUGGGCUGGAGACUGAUGCUGUGUGCUACACAACAUUGAUAAAUUGUCUUUGUAGGGCUGGAAAAAUUGAUGAGGGGAUUGAAUUAGUGACAGAGAUGAGAGAUAGCGGAUGCGAAGCUGAUGUAGUUACAUACAAUGUGUUGAUUGAAGGAUUGUGCAGGGGAGGGAGAGUUGGAGAGGCAAUGGCGAUGUUAGAGGGAUUGCCUCAUGAAGGUGUUCGACUAAAUGUUGCAAGCUAUAGGAUUGUGAUGAAUUGCUUACUUGGGAAUGGCGAGGUUGAUAGAGCGGUUGGAUUGCUCGGUUUAAUGCUUGGAAGACGGGUUCUGCCUCAUUAUGCAGCUUCAAACAAGUUUUUGCUCUUGCUCUGCGAGGUUGAAAGGCUGGUAGAUGCCACAGUUGCAUUGUUCGGGUUAGCGGAGAUGGGGUUCGUGCCUGAGACUGGGACUUGGUUGGCACUGGCUGGGUCAGCAUGCAGAGAGAGGAAACUUAAAAAGGCAAUUGAAUUACUUGAUGAUUUGGUUGGUGGAGAUGCACCUGAUUGAGAUGCAAGCUUUAAAGGAUUUCUGUUAAACUUUUUGGAUUCUAUUGGGAAGAAAUAUUGUUUGCAUAAGCAGUCAGUAUAUCUUGCAGUUAGAAUGAGAGAAACUCCAUGGAUGGUCAGAUUUGGCAGAAUUUUAUUCAAGGGUAAGUCCCCUUUUGGUGUUUCUCUGAACUAUAAUUGAUGAUGCUAUGAUAUGAUGAGUUCAGGAAAGUAACUUAUGAGGAAAAGGAAGAUCUUAUUUCGGCCAUGUUAGACUUGCUCGAAUGCAUUAAAUGUGGGGCUAAAGGCAUAUUUGCAAAUUUUCUGUUGGGACUGAUUGGCCAAGCAGAAUUCAGACUAACAAUGCCCCCUUGGAAUAUAUGGCACAAAAUACUUCAAUUUUAGCCUUCAUAUCAGGCCUUUGAAGCUGUGUGAAGCUGCAACUAAAUAAUUUUAGCAUGAUAUGAUAGGAUAAUUUCACUUAAAUAAUUUGUGUAUAAGGCAGGGUAAAACUGCGUGUAUCAACUCAUUUUCAAACCUCAGGUACACGGUUUUAACAAGAAAAGAAUUUCAAAGAUGUGUUAUAUUGGUCUGAGUAUUCCAAACUGUGAUGGCUCAGGGUGGUCUAUCUUGUACAUCUACAAUCGCUAUCAUAUGGUUCUCAGUUACUGUUUUAGGUUAUGAUGGUUGAAUGGAAGAGUGGAGAGCAUAUGAGCUAUUGAAUGAAAGCAAAAAUGAGGAAACAGUGGGAGAUUUGAAGAAACAUUUUGUUGAAGCUGUUAAUUCAGUGCAUUUUACGGUAUGCACUUUAGAAAAUAGAAAGCUUGAUUGGCAUGUUUGGAAAUGGAGGAAAAUCAUUCAGUUAACAUGCUAAAUUCUGAGUUGAUAUCCUACCCUUCUACAAGGCCACCUUUGGUUGACCACUUCCAAACAACUUUGCAGUGAUUGUGUCCACUUAUAUUGUUGAUAUACUGUUUCAAACUUAAGGUAAAGUUUUCAUCCUCUGGGGAAGUCUACUACAAUCUCAAGCACUUUAUCUACAGACAGUUGGUUCUAUCCAAGAAGAAAUCCUUCAACUCGAAGUUGAAAGGGGUUGCCUGUCUUGAGGCAGCUAAGAUGAUCUAAUUGACAAGGAUGUUGCAACUACAAUGGCCUGAUGAUUGUGUUAUAGAAGUCAGAAGUUGAUAAGUAAGUUGAUUAAUAAAUAUAGUUGAUAUUAAUGAGCUCUACUAUUGAGUUAUUCGUUAACUUAUCAAACAAGUCUUAUUGAGUUCAUUAACGAACAAUCAUAUCGAGCCUUAUUGAGCUUA
Messenger RNA from Dendrobium catenatum, 3242 nucleotides. RefSeq names its product pentatricopeptide repeat-containing protein At5g18475-like. The transcript has 2 exons. The record is from RefSeq and is a predicted model, not a curated record. Gene Ontology annotation, molecular function: protein binding. Lineage: Eukaryota; Viridiplantae; Streptophyta; Magnoliopsida; Asparagales; Orchidaceae. The coding region runs from base 395 to 1954 and encodes 519 amino acids.